AUGCGCAGCGGACUAGGAGUGAGCUCAAGUUUCAUAAGAAGUGCGCAUACGGAUAUCAGAGUUCCAGACUUUUCUGAAUAUCGACAUACUGCAACAAAAAAUCCCAAAGUUAGGAGUUCGGACUCGGCUCAAAGUAGAAGAGGGUACACUUAUUUGCUAACAGCAAGUACAGCAGUAAUUGGUUUAUACUGUGCAAAAGCUGUUGUACAUGAUCUGGUGUUGUCUAUGUCAGCUUCUGCAGAUGUUUUAGCAAUGGCCAAAAUAGAAAUUAAGCUGUCCGAAAUACCUGAAGGAAAAUCGGUAACGUUCAAGUGGCGUGGAAAACCGCUUUUUGUUAGGCAUAGGACGCAGUCUGAAGUAGACAUCGUGAAUGCAGUUCCACUGAGCAUUUUGCGCCAUCCUCAGAUGGAUAGCGAACGAACUCAGAAACCAGCCUGGUUGAUUGUUAUCGGAGUGUGCACUCAUCUUGGUUGCGUACCAAUAGCAAAUGCUGGGGACUUUGGAGGGUAUUAUUGCCCUUGUCACGGCUCGCAUUUCGACGCUUCGGGCAGGGUCAGGAAAGGACCAGCUCCACUCAAUUUAGAAGUGCCGCCAUACACAUUUCCCGAAGAAAAUGUCGUAGUUGUCGGUUAA
Ctenocephalides felis (cat flea) is the source of this 633-nucleotide messenger RNA. Its product is annotated as cytochrome b-c1 complex subunit Rieske, mitochondrial-like. NCBI's taxonomy places the organism in Eukaryota, Metazoa, Arthropoda, Insecta, Siphonaptera, Pulicidae. Bases 1 to 633 code for a protein of 210 amino acids. Gene Ontology annotation, cellular component: membrane. Gene Ontology annotation, molecular function: 2 iron, 2 sulfur cluster binding; quinol-cytochrome-c reductase activity. The transcript has 4 exons. Gene Ontology annotation, biological process: mitochondrial electron transport, ubiquinol to cytochrome c. The record is from RefSeq and is a predicted model, not a curated record.